Brassica oleracea var. oleracea is the source of this 843-nucleotide messenger RNA. RefSeq lists its product as uncharacterized. Lineage: Eukaryota; Viridiplantae; Streptophyta; Magnoliopsida; Brassicales; Brassicaceae. The record is from RefSeq and is a predicted model, not a curated record. The coding region runs from base 107 to 607 and encodes 166 amino acids. The transcript is spliced from 4 exons.
UCUCUGUUCUUUCAUUCUCAACUUCUCUAUCAUCCGGCGAUUGAUUCUUCGUCUUCUCUCGUUCUCACGGCGUCUCUCUUCUACCGCGAGAGUUGCUGCAACUGUAAUGGCGACGGAGUCAAUUUCUCUUAACCCUCUAUCUUUCACGAGGUUAACAAUAAACUUCUCAAAUCAAUUUCGUAAAAGGAGAAACCUUUCCUGUCGAAUUCGUCGAUCUCAAUUCGGUGCAAUCUGCUCGAAAACAUCUGAUUAUCAAGAUUACCAGAGCUAUGCAAGACCUUUUCGUCUCUUACCAGCAGAAGAAGUGAAAGUUUCUAUUGCGAACCCAUCAUUCACUAUUGAAGCAGCUUUUGAUGUGUUUUACAGUCAGGCACAGCCUAAAAGCAAUGGUGAUAUGAGACGCUUGGAAGAGCUCUUCAGUAGAUAUAAAGGCAAUAUGCUAUUUUUGAUGUGUUUUACAGUCAGCCACAGCCCAAGAUAUUGUCACGUUGGACAGGAAUUGGGUCUGUACAAGGCUCAGGUGAUGCUUCCAUUCAACGCAUUUGGGACAAUGGCAAUGGCUAGAGAAGUGAGAGUUCUUUCUCUUCUUUCCUUUCUUCACAAUUGAAUAUAUAUAUAUAUAUAUAUAUGUAUAUAUGUCAUUGUUUGGUUGUCGACAUAGAUGAUCCUUGUUUGCAUUACCUUUUAGUAGUCAAUUAGGUAGUUUUGGACUAGCUUUUUGUUUGGUUUGUUGGUUCAAGUAUUAGAGAUCCUAUCUAUUGAUGACUUUUAUGUGUGCAGUACUUCUCAUUUGGAUUGAAGAAAGUUUCAUUUUUUUGAAAAACCCUUAGUUAAGAAACUCCC